This is a messenger RNA of Periconia digitata, 583 nucleotides long. The record is from the annotation of a GenBank genome assembly. NCBI's taxonomy places the organism in Eukaryota, Fungi, Ascomycota, Dothideomycetes, Pleosporales, Periconiaceae.
CUGCAAAUCGUCGAUGUCGACGUCGCUUGCACCCUCGAGAUCCCCCUCGUGCGCACGCGUCCUCUGCCCGCCAAUCUGCUGCAGCGUCCCCUUUCGACCCCUUCUCUGCCCAAGCUGCCUUGUUUCUUGUCGUCCUUGACCGCAAUUCAUGCUAUUCUUGCAACCGAAAAGAGCCGCCAGCCCGUCGCCCUGGUCUGGUCAGAUGGCCCCGUUUCGCCCUACCGGCGCCCGCGCGCAAUCCCCAUCGUGGUGCCUGCCGUCGCAUCAUCACCUUGUUUCCCACCACCCCCAUCUCCAUGGCCAUGCGAGCGUCGCCCAUGAUGACAUCAGUGGCUGUUCGAAUCGAAACGCAGGGACGCCGCUCCGGCUCCUUGGGCGCUUCUUACCCAAUCUGGCCGCCCAUGGCCUCCAAACGGGCACUGGUGCGCACUAUGCACAUAUUAGUCCACUCUACGCCCAAAGGCUCCACGUCUCCAGCACACACACGCACUCACAAACACACACCGGACCUGUGAACGUUAGGGCUUGGGGCGGGCCUCUGGAAUCUAGAACCUGCUUGGCGUCUGGACCCCCCUCCCCUUGA